This is a messenger RNA of Emys orbicularis (European pond turtle), 3291 nucleotides long. It is a transcript of the gene SCARF2, whose product is annotated as scavenger receptor class F member 2. The record is from RefSeq and is a predicted model, not a curated record. Gene Ontology annotation, molecular function: scavenger receptor activity. Gene Ontology annotation, biological process: heterophilic cell-cell adhesion. The transcript is spliced from 11 exons. Bases 1 to 3291 code for a protein of 1096 amino acids. NCBI's taxonomy places the organism in Eukaryota, Metazoa, Chordata, Testudines, Emydidae. Gene Ontology annotation, cellular component: focal adhesion.
AUGGUGGCGGCCGCUCCCCGCGCUCUGCCCCCGAGCCCCAGGGGGAGAAGGGCUCGGAAGGGGACAGGGCCGUGGCGGGACAAGGCGCUGCAGCCCGGCCGGGCGCAGGGCGGGGAGGCCCCGGGGCGGGCAGGAGGCGGCGGCUCCGCGUCCCCCAGAGCCUGGCCCGGGAUCAGGGGAACCAAUGUGGAAUUUCCUGGCUGGCCGGGCGCCCUCCUGCUGCUGCCGAGAGGGGCGCGGAGGAGGCGGCGGCGGGGCAGCUCCGCGCUCGCACUGCAGCUUCCGGCCGGGACCCCGCAGGCAGCCGCCGCCGGGGAGCCAGGGCGGCCGCGCUCGGGCCGGAGAGCGGAGCGCGCCGCAGCCGCCCGAGCGAAGGAGACGCCGAUGGAGGCGCCCAGGGGCCCGGCCGCCGGGCUCCGGGGGCUGCCUCAGCCCGGGCGGGCUGGAGCGCUGCUGCUGCUGCUGCUGAGCUGGGGAGCUGCCCAGGAGCUGCGUCCCGGCGGGAGGAACGUGUGCGGAGCCACCGGCUUCUCUGGGUCUGUGUGCUGCCCAGGAUGGAGGCAACAAGGAGACGAGUGUUUGAUAGCCGUGUGCGAGGGGAAUUUCACCUGCAAGGAGAACGAGGUGUGCGUGAGACCCAGCGAGUGCCGCUGCCGCCAUGGAUACUUCGGGGCCAACUGUGACACCAAAUGUCCCCGCCAGUUCUGGGGUCCAGACUGCAAGGAAAUGUGCAGCUGCCACCCCAAUGGCCAGUGCGAGGACGUCACGGGCCAGUGCACGUGCAACCCCAAUCGCUGGGGGCCCAAGUGUGAGAACGCCUGUCUCUGCAAGCACGGCAAAUGUGACCAGAAGACGGGCAAGUGCACCUGUGAGCCCAACUGGUGGGGUCCCCAGUGCUCCAGCUCUUGCUACUGCAGUCUCAACUCCCAGUGCGACCAGCAGACGGGGACCUGCCUCUGCCAGCCCGGCUGGUGGGGUCGGGGCUGCAACAACCAGUGCGUCUGCAACAACUCGCCGUGCGAGCAGUUCACCGGGCGCUGCCAGUGCCGGGAGCGAAUGUUUGGCCCGCGCUGCGACCGCUACUGUCAGUGCUACAAGGGGAAAUGUAACCAGGUGGAUGGGACCUGCGCCUGUGAGCCGGGAUAUCGGGGCAAGUACUGCCGGGAGCCCUGCCCAGCGGGCUUCUACGGACAAGGCUGCAGGAGACGGUGUGGGCAGUGCAAAGGGCUGCAGCCCUGCACCAUCGCGGACGGCCGCUGCCUGGCCUGUGAAGCUGGCUGGAAUGGCACCAAGUGCGAUCAGGCCUGCUCCUCGGGCUUCUACGGGGACGGCUGCGAGAAAAUCUGCCCCCUGUGCAAAGACGGCCACACCUGCAACCACAUCAAUGGCAAGUGCUCACACUGCAAUCCCGGCUGGAUUGGAGACAGGUGUGAAACCAAGUGUCGCAACGGGACAUACGGCGAGAAUUGCGCCUUUGUGUGCAGCGACUGCUUCAACGGGGAGUGCCACUUUGAGACGGGCCGAUGCCUCUGCCGGGCCGGCUCUCACGGCACCUACUGUAACCUGACAUGCCCAGCUGGUCAGUACGGAGUCAACUGUGCCAAGUCCUGCAGCUGCCAUGAUGACACAUGUGACCCCCUGACUGGAGCCUGCCACAUGGAGGCCAAUCAGCGGAUGGGGGUGAUCGCAGCGGGGGCCCUGCUGGCUUUGCUGCUCAUCCUCCUCCUCUCACUGCUCUGCUGCUGCUGUGUCUGUCGCAAGAAGGAGGAAGCUCAGGGUGGGAACCAGGACCCAGCAGCAAGCAAGAAAUCGCCAGGGCGCUUGUGUGGCCGGUUCAGUCGAAUUAGCAUGAAACUCCCCCGAAUUCCUCUGCAUCGCCAGAAACUGCCUAAAGUUGUCGUGGCUCACCAUGACCUGGAGAACACCAUGAACUGCAGUUUCAUUGAGCCACCAUCGGUAGUGGAGCAACCGUCUCCCUCCUGGUCCUCCCGGGGCUCCUUCUCCUCCUUUGACACCACCGACGAGGGACCAGUGUACUGUGUACCCCAUGAGGAGGGUGUGGGUGAAAGCAAAGAGAGAGGCCCUGCCUGCAGCCUGGUGGAGAAGCUGGCACCCCCAAUCAGCGCGGAGGAGGCUGGAGAGUAUACCUUCUUGAAAGAGACGGGCUCCGUCAAGGCCUUCCAAGCAGACAGCAGCGAAACACCCCUGCUCAAAUCCUCCGACAGCGAAAGGUCGUCCUGUGGCUCCGGCUCCACCAGCGGAGCCCUCUAUGCCAAAAUCGCCCGCCUCUCCAAGCAGUCCAAGGACGAAGAUGAAAAUACAAUGGACACCAAAAGCCCUGGAGUGAAUGGUAAAUCCCCCUCCCCGGAGAGAACCAAGCCCCCUCCCCCUGAUCCCUCCACAAAGCCGAAAGUGUCCUGGAUCCAUGGGAAGUACAACUCCAACCAGUCCAACUCGCUCCCUGCUCCCAGCAGGUCGCCCGAGAGAGCGGCCAUGCAGCCUGAUUGCUCUGAGCACCCUCAGGCCAAGAGGAAGAGAAGCCCGAGUGAGACCUCGGCCGGCCUCCACGGGAAAGCCGAUGACAAGGGCAGCGCGAGGAGCAAAGAGAAAGCGCAGAAACAUCUGAAAGAGCUGAGCUUCCCAGAGGGCAAAGCCUCUUUCUCUGGGGAGCCCCAGUCACCAUCCAAACCCAAGCAGAAGACCAAGGCCAGUUCGGAGCAGAUGGAGAACAUCAAUGGGGCCGUCCAAAAUGCUCUGAAAAAAAUGGGAAACUACCACCCAGACAGGAAAGGAGGGGAAGGCAGGGAAGCCCCCCGGAGCCCCAGUCACAGCAAGCCACGCUCCGAGGCUGUCCACCCCCAUUUGUCUUCGGAGGCAGCCACUUUACUGGCUGCUCAACUGAAGGAAAAGACUCAAAGCCUCAACAAGGGCGAUGGCAGCGCCCGGCAAAAUGGGGUGAGCCCUUUGCAGCCCCAGAGGGAGAAACCCACCCCUCCGCAGAAAGCCAAGCGCUCUGUGGCCACCAGCAGCAGCCAGAAAUCCAGCAAGCCGGCGCUGCCAACCUCCCCCAACCUGCAGAAACUGAUCAGCCCCGUGUCGGAGACCACGGUCAAUGAGGCCAAAAGGGCAGAGAAGCAAAAUUCCAGCAGCAGCAGCAGCCAGGAGCACGCGCCCCUGAGUGACCAGACCAGCAAAAAAACACCCAUUAAAAAGCCCCCUAGGAAGAAGAGCAGAGAAGCCACCUUGGAGCAGCCCAAAGCAGCCAUAAUGCCCCCUCAGACAGUUCAGUAG